Messenger RNA from Carassius auratus (goldfish), 2706 nucleotides. RefSeq names its product E3 SUMO-protein ligase RanBP2-like. Gene Ontology annotation, cellular component: nuclear pore; cytoplasm. The transcript has 8 exons. Gene Ontology annotation, biological process: intracellular transport; protein peptidyl-prolyl isomerization. Gene Ontology annotation, molecular function: GTPase activator activity; peptidyl-prolyl cis-trans isomerase activity. Bases 292 to 2223 code for a protein of 643 amino acids. Lineage: Eukaryota; Metazoa; Chordata; Actinopteri; Cypriniformes; Cyprinidae. The record is from RefSeq and is a predicted model, not a curated record.
GACAAACUGGAGGAUUUCUGCAAAGAGCAGCUCAAGAAGAUCUCAGACAGAGUUGCUGGUGCUACAGGUCCCUCUGUGUGCUACAACCUGUCUCCAGCAUAUCCUCAGAUUUCAUCCAAGAAAACUGAUCUGAUAGCUCCUUCUACAGCAAAGGUGACACCUGUAGAGGAGCUCAAAGGCUCUGCUCCAGUGGCUCCUCCAGCCAAAGUGUUUUCUUUUGGACUGUCUGGAGAUCCUGCUAAGAACACCACCAGUGCUGAUGUCAGCUUGAAGGGCUUCACAUUUGGAUCUAUGAAAACAGUGUCUUCUGGGUUUAGAUUGAAGGAUGCUGUGGUUAUAUCUGCUGGCUCUGGAGCUCAGGCAGAGAAGAAAACUAUUCAGACCGAUGCACCACAACAGAUGAAUGUGUCAGCAGCUCCAGUGGUCCCAUGUAAUACUGCCCCCUGCAGCACUGAAACAAAAAGGGAUGCAACGCUGCAAGAAGGGUUAUUUUUGGUUAAAAAAGAUGGACAGGAGGAUUUCCUGGGAGGAAAUAAGGCUACAUCUAGUCACAGCAUUUUUAGUCAGACGGCAAAACCAAAUAUGAAAAACAAGACCUCUGCUGCUCCGUCAAGCUUCUCUUUUACCUCCAGUUUUGGGUCUGUCUGCCAACCUGCUGCGACAGCAUUUAAAGACAAUCCAGGCAAUGCUCUUAGGUCCAGUACAAUAACUGAUAAAGCAUCCUUAGAAGGCUUCAAGAUUGAGUCCUCUACAACUGAGGCUGAAAAGUCAUCAAGCGGUUCAACAUUUUCAUUUUCCAUGCCAGUGUCCGGUGGUGUAUUCAACUCUGGUAUUUCAAAAUCUGAGGUAAAAACAUCAGACAAACAGUCACAAAAUGGAUCUGCAUCAGACUUUCUGAAAAAUGUUGCUGUAGUUCACAAAGAGGAAAAAGAAGAAGCAGCCCCAAGUUCCUCAGAUCAGUCUGUAGAUGCUUGCCGUCAUGAUAAUAGUCCGCUCAAUACCGAUCAAGGUUCUGAAGGUGCAUUGAGGAAUCUGAAGGGAAAGCCUUACGUGGAUGGAGCUGAUGGAGCAUCUGAUCAUGCAGGUCUUUCUUCAGGAUUUGCAUCUGAAAGUUCGGUUUCGUUUGCAGACUUGACCAAGAGUGCAGAGGAGUUUGCAUUUGCCAAAAAAGAUCCUCAUUUUACUUGGUCAAACGCCGGAGCCAAAGUUUUUGGUUGUGCAGUGACACAAAAUGAAGAGAAAGAGGAGGGCUGUGAUGAUGAUAAUGACGAGAUCCACUUUGAGCCAAUCGUGUCUCUGCCUGAGGUGGAGGUGAAGUCCGGUGAGGAGGACGAAGAGAUCCUGUUCAAAGAAAGAGCCAAACUGUACCGUUGGGAUCGUGAGCUCAAUCAGUGGAAGGAGCGUGGCGUUGGAGACAUUAAGAUCCUCUUCCACCCCGUGAAAAAGCGCUACCGUGUGGUGAUGAGACGCGAGCAGGUGCUAAACGUCUGCGCCAACCACACCAUCACCCAGAGCAUCACGCUCAAGCCCAUGAACACCUCGGCUAACGCACUGGUGUGGACCGCCAACGACUACUCUGAAGGAGUGGAGAAAGUCGAGCAGCUUGCGGCCAAGUUCAAGACUCCAGAGCUGGCCGAGUCCUUCAGACGAGUGUUCACAGACUGCCAGAGCUGCAUGUCGCAGACUGAUGCCGCUCAGACGUCUGCCACCGAGGCCCUUUCCCAAGAGUCCAACCCUGUGGUGUUCUUCAACAUCAGCAUAGAUGGUGAGGAUGCUGGGAGGAUCAUCAUGGAGCUCUUCGCUCACAUUGUCCCCAAAACGGCGGAGAACUUCCGGGCUCUGUGUACGAGAGAGAAGGGCUUCGGCUACCACCAGUCUGUCUUCCACAGGAUCAUCCCUGGUCUCAUGUGUCAGGGUGGAGAUAUCACCAACCAGGAUGGGACGGGAGGAAAAUCCAUCUACGGAAGUAAGUUUGAAGACGAGAGCUUCGAUGUGAGGCACACAGGGCCAGGGUUGCUCUCCAUGGCCAACCGUGGCAGAGAUACCAACAACUCACAGUUCUUCAUCACCCUCAAGAAAGCAGAGCACUUGGACUUCAAGCACGUGGCCUUCGGCUUUAUCAAAGAGGGCAUGGAUGUGGUGAGGAGAAUCUGCAAGCUGGGCACUAAAGAUGGGAAACCCACGAAAACUAUCACCAUCUCAAAGUGUGGACAGAUUAAGUGAAUUUUUCUAUGCAAACAACUGUUCAUCAUGUUUGAGAUUGUUUUAAUAAACUGCACAGCAUUAGUUGACAGUGAAACUUAUGCUUUGCAAAAAAAAAAAAAAAACUAACGCUUUUGAUUAGAGCCCACAAUUUACAGCACAAGUAAAAAGAAAUAACUUUGUAGCUUUUUUUUUUAAACUACAGUUUACCUAUACAAGACACUUUAAAAUGUGAAUGAAAUAAAAUAUGGCUCCGCAUUUGUCCCAUUCAAAGUGCAUACACAGUAGUGAACACACACCUGGAGCAGUGGGAACAUUUAUGCUGCGGUGCCCAGGGAGCAGUUGGGGGUUUGGUGCUUUUCUCAAGGACACCUCAGUCAUUGUAUUAAAGGUUAGGAAUGUGAAGGACUCUUCUGAGUUGAGUCUAUCAUGUUUGUGGCGCUCAUGACAGAAAUAUGUGUGGAAAAUAGAAGAAAACUAAUCAAAGCAAAAAGGACUGGAGUU